Molecule: messenger RNA, 2247 nt
Organism: Verticillium alfalfae VaMs.102
Lineage: Eukaryota; Fungi; Ascomycota; Sordariomycetes; Glomerellales; Plectosphaerellaceae
Product: arabinose-proton symporter
Exons: 1
Coding region: 122-2131 (669 amino acids)
Biological process (GO): transmembrane transport
Cellular component (GO): membrane
Molecular function (GO): myo-inositol:proton symporter activity
Source: RefSeq, a predicted model, not a curated record
UGUUGUCGAGGUCUUCUUCGUUAAGCCCUCCACAAAAUCUCCUCAUCAUACUUCAUCUGCGAGUCCUAGGCUAAAUCGACACAGACAAGCCUUGACCCCAGGCUUGGGACCUGUUUCAGUCAUGCCUCCUCCACGUGCUGACGAUGAGGCUCCGCCAACAGACCUCACCAACGACCACCCCCGCAUGGAAGGCACCAAUACCAGCCGCAGCAGCAGUAACAAUGAGCCCAUGACUGAUGAGAAGGCCAUGCAUCAGGGCGGUCCUGGCGGUCCGGACCGGCGCCGCCGCAGCUCAGUCGCUGCACUGCUUCAGAACCCACUCGCAGGCUUGACCCAGGAUCAGGUGCUCGCCGACGUCGACAACUUUACUCAGAGUAAGGGUCUGACGGAAUACCAAGAAGUCUUCCGCAAGGGCGCUCUCGUUGCUCAGGUCAACAACCAGGAUGGCGCUUUCGAGCGUAUUGAAGUGCUCGACGAGGACGAGAAGAACGUCUUGCGUAGGGAGCUGACCCACCGCUGGAGCCAGCCCUUUAUGCUGUACUUCCUCUGCACUCUCUGCGCCGGAUCCGCCAUUGUUCAGGGCAUGGAUCAGUCGGCCGUCAACGGCGCUCAAGACUUUUACUUCCAGGAGCUCGGCUUGGCAGACAUGUCAGCAGAGAUCCGGGGACUUGUCAACGGUGCCCCCUACCUCUGUUCUGCGCUCAUCGGCUGCUGGACCAACCCUUUUCUCAAUCACUGGUUCGGUCGUCGCGGCACCAUUUUCAUCAGCUGUGGCCUGUCCGUCAUCACCGGCUUCUGGCAAGCUGCUGCCAACAACUGGUACAACCUUCUCAUCGCCCGUUUCUUCCUUGGUUUCGCCGUCGGCGCCAAGUCUUCCACCACCCCCGUCUACUCGGCCGAGUCCACACCCAAGACCAUUCGUGGUGCCCUCACCAUGAUGUGGCAGAUGUGGACGGCGUUCGGCAUCGCCCUUGGUACCAUUGUUGGCGUCGCCUUCUCUGGAGUGACGAUCUUCGGCGAGGAGACUCAAUGGCGUUGGAUCAUGGCCUCCACCUCCAUCCCUCCCCUCGUCGUCAUGGUCCAAGUCUACCUGUGCCCCGAGUCUCCCCGCUGGUAUAUGGAGAAGGGACGUUAUCCCGAGGCCUUCAAGGCAACCUGCCGUCUUCGAUACACCAAGGUCCAGGCUGCCCGCGACAUGUACUACGCCUACAAGCUGCUCGAGAUUGAGAGCGCCGAGCGUGAGGGUCGAAGCUGGAAAGAAUUCUUCACAGUGCGAAGAAAUCGCCGUGCCGCACAGUCCUCGUGGUUUGUAAUGUUCAUGCAACAAUUUUGUGGUGUCAAUGUCAUCGUCUAUUACUCUAGUGCGUCUAGCCCUUCAUCUACAUAUUUCUACGGGUAUGGUGCUAACAGGAGAACAGUGAUCAUGUUCCAGAAUGCCGACUUCACGCGGAACGAGGCUCUUCUCGUCACUAUGGGCACCGGUCUUGUCAACUGGCUGUUUGCUAUUCCGGCCAUUUACACAAUUGACACGUUUGGACGCCGCAACCUUCUGCUGGUCACCUUCCCGUUGAUGUCGUUCUUCAUGUUCUUCACAGGCUUCAGUUUCCUCAUCACCGAACAAGCUGCGCGUCUGGCCUGCGUGACGACGGGUAUCUAUCUCUUCAUGGCUGUGUACUCGCCCGGCGCCGGUCCGGUUCCGUUCACGUACUCGGCCGAGGCGUUCCCGCUCCACAUUCGCGAUAUCGGCAUGUGCAGUGCCACGGCCGUCACCUGGGGCUUCAACUUCAUCAUCUCCUUCUCGUGGCUUCCCAUGGUCGAGGCGUACGGUGACACGGGCGCCUUCUGCUGGUACGGCACAUGGAACCUCAUCGGCUGGGUCUUUGCCUACUUCCUCUUGCCCGAGACGAAGAACCUCACUCUUGAAGAGCUCGACAACGUGUUCAAUGUCACCAAUCGGGAACAUGCCGGGUACUACCUGAAGAAAUUACCAUGGUACAUCAAGAAGCAUCUGCUCUUCCAGGACGUCGAGCCCAUGCCCCCGCUGUACGCGUUUGACCAAUCAUCGCCACACGACAAGAAGCACGACAUGGCAGCCGCCGAAGCUUCGCACAGUGAAGGGAUUGUGCGCUAAGCGGUUUGAUGGAAAAGCCUGGCGGUGGACAGUUCGCCUUUUAUUGGUGCGCAUGAUUCCUUUGUACUCAUAUUGCUUGUCUGGAUAUGACGAGGCGAAGAUACCAUUGAUGGGGA